ACAGUUGAAGAGGUUCCAGAGGGUAAUACAAUUGUCCUUGAUGGAAUGGCGCUCAUUCAGGCUGCAAAGAAGUUGCCUUCGUCGUUUGGAGAAUUUGCAGAGCAAUUGUUCUUGAGGGUCAUCAAGUUGGCAACGUAUCACAGAUCAACACGUGCCGAUUUUGUGGUAGACAGAUAUCCUGAUGCGAGUAUUAAGAAUCUAGAACGCAACAAACGGGCAAGUGGUGGAUUAGAGGUUAUGAAUAUAUAUGGUGCUGAUCAGAGACUACCAGCACAAUGGAUCAAGUUUCUCAAACAUGGUGGAAACAAAGAAGCACUUAUUCGCUUUUUAUUUGAGCAGUGGUGUACAUACAAAUCGACGAUGUUUAAUGGUAUUGUGGUUUACGUUUGCCAUGACGACAAGUGCCAUCACCUUAAACCAGGAAUUGAUAUUGGACCCAUUAUCGUUCAAGAAAUAGCGACAUUAUCUUGUGACCAUGAAGAGGCUGACACCAGAAUGCUACUUCAUCCAAAUCACGCGUCUCAGUCAUGUGACAGUGUCCUAAUAAAGAGCCCAGAUACAGAUGUCUUCGUUCUUAUGCUAUUCUUUUGCCACAUCAUCCAAUGCGAUUUGUUUCUAGAAACUGGCGUGAAUGAGAAGACACGUAUCAUCAAUAUUGGUUUUGUGCAGCAAAAGAUUGGCGAAGAAAAGAGCAAAGCGUUAAUUGGAUUCCAUGCAUAUACAGGAUGUGAUUCUACUAGCUCAUUUUAUGGUCGAAGUAAGAUAUCUUCCUUAAAACGGUUUUCAAUAACGAAAGAUGUCUGACCACAUUUGUGCAACUUGGUAAUGAAUUUGAAGUCGAUGAAGCUGUUCAAGAAAACCUGGAGUCACUGACAUGCAUGUUAUAUGGGAUCAAGGAUUCCACUUCUGUCAACAAGGUAAGAUAUGACAUGUUCAGGAUGGGUAAAUUCUCAGACGCAGCUUUGCCUCCAAACAAGGAUUGUCUCUUACAACAUAUUAAGCGUGCAAACUACCAGACCGCAAUAUGGAAAAGGGCAACAACCCAAGAGAUUGGUGCACCUUCACCAGUUUACCAUGGAUGGAAGAUUGAUGAAGAAGAUAAUAUUGAUGUGGUAUGGAUGACGGGCAAAUGUGCUCCAGAUGAACUUCUUAAAGAUUGCAACUGUAAAUGUAGAACUGGUUGUUCAAACUUAAGGUGCUCCUGUAUGAAAGCUAACUACAAGUGCUCUGAAAUGUGCCAAUGUGUUGAUUGCACAAAUUGUCCAAACGAAUCCAGGGAAGAGGACUCGGAUUAUAAUCUGGAUACUGAUCUGGAGGAAAACUAAAUCUAAGUAAUGUAAAAAAACUGAUUUAUUUAAGAGAAAUUGUCGCAACAACCUCAUACUUAUUUUGUGCAAUUCCUAUUUUAGCUAGCUCUUGAGCUUUAGAUCAUCUUUAGAUACCAAAUAGUAUUACAUUAAAACAUAAACAACAUUUGA
Xenia sp. Carnegie-2017 is the source of this 1478-nucleotide messenger RNA. RefSeq lists its product as uncharacterized. The record is from RefSeq and is a predicted model, not a curated record. The transcript is spliced from 2 exons. Lineage: Eukaryota; Metazoa; Cnidaria; Anthozoa; Malacalcyonacea; Xeniidae. The coding region runs from base 46 to 804 and encodes 252 amino acids.